CCCUCUCUCUCUCUCUCUCACUCUUCUCUGUUGCUGUAUUUGGCAGUUGCCCUCGGUGUUUGUGCUCCUUCUUUACACAAUUUCACAGAAGAGCUAUGGCGGACAAGGCAGUAACUAUACGCACCAGAAAGUUCAUGACCAAUCGGCUUCUCUCUAGAAAGCAAUUUGUCAUUGAUGUUCUUCAUCCAGGAAGGCCCAAUGUUUCCAAGGUUGAGUUGAAAGAGAAGUUGUCCAGAAUGUACGAGGUCAAGGACCCAAAUGCAAUAUUCGUUUUCAAGUUCCGUACUCAUUUUGGAGGUGGGAAGUCAACUGGCUUUGGCUUGAUUUAUGAUUCUGUAGAGAAUGCGAAGAAAUAUGAGCCCAAGUACAGGCUAAUAAGGGUAAUUUCACUUUAGUAUCAUUUUCUUUUUGCAAUUAAUGGUCCUGCGUAUAAUUACCCUACAUGGGGUAGCUGUUGGUUAAAUUUUGCUUGUGACAAUUUGUGAUAGUUCUGGUUGAACUUUGAAGUAGUCUUGUCUUUUUGUUGAUUGAUUUUUUUCCCUGGUGAUUCUGGGGAUAGAGUUCCUGGUCGCUUUACAGUACCUGAAUAUGGGGUGUAUGCCAAGUUAUCAAUGUUUAUCCCCUAGUUUUUCACUCAGAUCAUUAGUAUGUUUGUCUCAUUUUGCACCACGUAUCUAUGGUGGAGAAGAGGAUGGGUGGAUUUGUUCACUUUUGCACCUAAGAAAUCCAUUAAAACAAUUAACUUGCCAUCCCAAAAAAAGAGAUCAAUUAGAAGUAAUUUACGGAUGAGUGUAAAAUAACAAGGGCAGGUGUUGCUUAGUGGAGUUGAAAUGACAAGUUCAUUUGCAAUGAUUGCAUCAUGUUACCUGGACCUAUCAAAGCCAUACACAUUGAAUAAUAUAGGUCUUGCAUUGUGUAUUAACGCAUUACAAGUCCUUUUGUGUUGGAUUUUGUUACUUUCUUUCAUAAUCUGGAUUUUUUUAUCAUCAACGACAAAUUUUAUUGAAACUAGAAAAAUAUCCCUGUAAACAUGACCCAUAUUCUUGCACCAUCUAAUUGGCCACAGAAACCAUAUCCAAUAUUUGAUGCUCCUUAGCGAAAGUAUUUUAGUCAUUGAAAUAGUGUCAAGCCAAAAUCUCUCUCAAUCUUCUAGACAUCAAAUUUACAAUGAAGUAUCUCAAGUAAUCUGCCUAAGAUCACUUACUUUGAAGAAUUGUUCUUUUUUGAAUAUGGCAAAUGAAAGAAAUAGUAGUAAUCGUAUUCACAUUUUUUUUCAAAGAACUCCACUAACAUUUCCAUCGUAUCAAAUUUUAUCAUCUCCCAACAAUCCUGAAAUGUAGCCACAUAAAAUUUGAGAGAAUGAGAUAUGUCACAUUAAUUGGGCCAGUUUAAAAAAAGUCUUCUUGCCAUGGUUCUAAACAAUGGUAACGGCUGUCGUAACGGUAACGGUAACAUUGUAACGGAGGCGGUAUGUAAUGGGUGUGAACUCCACAAACAUUUCCAUCAUCUCAAAUUUUAUCAUCUCCCAACA
Molecule: messenger RNA, 1531 nt
Organism: Ilex paraguariensis (yerba mate)
Lineage: Eukaryota; Viridiplantae; Streptophyta; Magnoliopsida; Aquifoliales; Aquifoliaceae
Source: the annotation of a GenBank genome assembly